This is a messenger RNA of Phlebotomus papatasi, 1395 nucleotides long. RefSeq names its product excitatory amino acid transporter 1-like. Gene Ontology annotation, molecular function: L-glutamate transmembrane transporter activity; glutamate:sodium symporter activity; neutral L-amino acid transmembrane transporter activity. The coding region runs from base 1 to 1395 and encodes 464 amino acids. Gene Ontology annotation, biological process: L-glutamate transmembrane transport. The record is from RefSeq and is a predicted model, not a curated record. NCBI's taxonomy places the organism in Eukaryota, Metazoa, Arthropoda, Insecta, Diptera, Psychodidae. Gene Ontology annotation, cellular component: plasma membrane. The transcript is spliced from 3 exons.
AUGGCUUGUUCCGCCGGGCAGAUCCUCAAGAGGCACAUCUUGACAUGCCUCAUCAUUAUCAGUGUCGGCUCAGCUAUUGGUCUGGGCUUUCUCAUCCGCAUUUGGAAAGUUGAGUGGACAGAGCGUGAACUGAUGUACAUUGGCUUUCCGGGAGAGCUCUUCCUCCAGAUGCUGCGUUCACUGAUUAUUCCCCUGAUCACAACCUCUAUCAUCCUCGCCGUGGCUUCCCUGGACAUCAGUAAAUCCAAGAAAAUCGGCUGUUGCAGCAUCGUAUUCUACCUGGCUUCAACUGUUGUUGCCAUUCAGGUGGGAUUGGUUCUGGUGGCAACAAUCCAACCAGGAAACUUUGUCCCGGACGAUGACAAUAGCACGAUACCUGAACAUGUGGGACCCAAGAUAACCAUUUCGGAUACCUUUUUUGAUCUCUUCCGAAAUUUCUUCCCGCCAAAUUGGCUCCAGGCCACAAUGUUCCUGUACAAGACGAAACUGCAUCAUCCUCCAGGUUGCACUGUGGGAAACUGCACUGAUAUGACCGAAUGGAAGAUAUCCGGAAGCUACGUAAGGGGAAUGAACAUUCCGGGUCUCGUGGCUCUAUCUUUCUUUAUAGGAAUCAGUACUGCACUGCUCAAGGGAAAAGUUGAACUGUUGAAGACUCUGAUUAGGGAAAUCAAUUACGUAUCUAUGAAGAUCACAUCAUGGGUAGUUUGGUUUUCGCCCAUUGGUGUCUUCUUCCUGAUUUUGUCCAGAUUUGUGAGCCUUGACAUUUCGAUUAUGCUGCAACAGAUGGGAUUGUUCUUCAUUACAGUUGUCUUGGGCAUGGUCAUCCAUAUGGCUUUGAUAAUGCCCUUGGUGUCCUUCUUACUAACGAGAAAGAAUCCCUAUAAGUUCAUAGGUAAUAUGGGCGAAGCCUUAGCUAUGGCAUUUGGGACAGCAUCCAGUUCAGCUACUCUUCCAUUGACAAUGAACUGUUGCCAAGAGAAUAAUGGGAUUCAUCCGAAAAUUGUUAAUUUUGUGAUCCCCAUCGGAGCGACGAUCAAUAUGAACGGAACAGCACUCUACGAAGCCGUUGCUGCUGUUUUUAUAUCCCAAGUCAGAGGAACAGCCCUGGACUUUAGUCACUACGUGAUGAUAAGCUUGACUACAACGGCUGCAAGCGUUGGAGCAGCUGGUAUUCCUCAAGCCGGUGUAGUAACCAUGGUUAUGGUUUUGGAUGCCAUUGGUCUUCCACCUGAAGAUAUUUCUUUGGUCAUUGCUGUCGAUUGGAUCUUGGACCGUCUUCGGACGAUUGUUAACGUCUUAGGUGAUGCAUUUGGAGCGCAAGUAGUUGACCAUUUGUGUCGUGAGGAAUUGAGUGACGAUGAAUAUGAUCCAGAAGGACAACCCGUAGAUGAUUGA